This is a messenger RNA of Cordyceps fumosorosea ARSEF 2679, 4482 nucleotides long. Its product is annotated as SNF2-related protein. Gene Ontology annotation, cellular component: nucleus. The record is from RefSeq and is a predicted model, not a curated record. The transcript has 2 exons. The coding region runs from base 1 to 4482 and encodes 1493 amino acids. NCBI's taxonomy places the organism in Eukaryota, Fungi, Ascomycota, Sordariomycetes, Hypocreales, Cordycipitaceae. Gene Ontology annotation, molecular function: ubiquitin protein ligase activity; ATP binding; ATP-dependent chromatin remodeler activity. Gene Ontology annotation, biological process: protein polyubiquitination; DNA damage response.
AUGGCGCGAACGAAGCGCAAUGUUAGCGUGCCUAUAUGGAAGGCCGCUGCCAACAACCAAUUUGGUUUCAACGAUAUCCUCCCUUCCAAUAUUGUGAAUGCGCUCCUGUUACUACCAUCCGGCCCCAAGUACCUGGAAGCGCCGGAAGCGCCCAACGGUAGAGAUGGUGGAAGCUUUGCGAAGCGUCGAAAGACCACAGUAGCGCCUCCGAGUAGCGCUAUAUGUCUGAAAAGAGGCUCCGUGUCUUUUACCCGUGCGAUCGAGCGCAGCGAGACGACCGACCAAGUUUCCGUGAAAUCCGACGUCGGACCCCACGUUAUCCUUCGAUAUGCUGGCAGCUUGCUCGGUCUUAGGGCCCGUAACAAGGCCCUGGGUCUUCCCGACUGCACUGUCCUAAUACAAGAAGAUCAUGUUGAUCCUGGAAUGGACCAAAUGUUCAAAGUCCUAUCGCAGCCAGUGCAACGGAACUCUCACGGAGUGCUGUGGGCGAAGGUUGACCUCAAGUUGGACAUUGUUCAAGGCAUGUUCACAUGUGCCUUCACAAUUAGCCAGAUGUGGAACGAAACGCCCUCUCCCUACUACAUUAUGCGGUCAAAUGUCGAGCGGAAAGAGAGCCAGGCUGUCAUCGAUGCCUUCUUUCCUUAUGCAGGAACCAACUCUUCUGCUUGGUCCCCCAUGGACUUUUACGAAGCCGCCCAUGUCCCGUCCAAAGAAGACCCUAAUUCUGCGUCUAUCGAAAUAUCUUCCUUAGAGGCCACGCUAUUCCCAUACCAGAAACGGACUGUCAAGUGGCUUUUGCACCGCGAAGGCAUCAGAUGCACACCGUCUGGCUUGGAACCCGUACCAGAGUCUGACGCGCAACCAGAUUCCGACACCUUUCGCCAGUUUGAAGACGCAGAAGGGAAUGCGUUCUAUCUCAGUGAUGUAUUUCAUGUGGUGACGCGAAACAAGGCACCCUAUUGGCUUGCAGACAGAGCCUUAAAAGGAGGCAUCCUGGCUGAAGAGAUGGGCCUGGGAAAGACACUUGAGAUCAUUGGACUUAUUCUUCUGAAUCAGCGGCAAGACGUCCCCCAGGACUCCCGGGACUUUCUAAUCCCAUGCAUGGACUCUGAGGGGCUUCUCAAAACCAGGGCUACCCUUAUCGUCACGCCGGAAUCUCUCCGGCAGCAGUGGAUAACGGAAAUUGCACGCCAUGCACCGUCCCUCCGGGUCAUUCACUAUCAAGGCUGCAGGAAACUCGAGGAAGAUGAAGAGAGCAAAGCAGUGGUGAAGCUUGCCGCGUAUGAUGUCGUCAUCACGACAUAUUCUGUUCUUUCCCAAGAGCUACAUUUCGCUACCGACCCACCUGAACGCUCGCGUCGCUUUGAACGAGCAUACAGGCGCCCAAAAUCGCCCCUCGUACAAAUAUCCUGGUGGAGAGUAUGCCUCGAUGAGGCCCAAAUGAUUGAGAGCGGUGUCAGCCAGGCCGCUUCCGUUGCCCGUGUUAUCCCGCGAAUCAAUGCCUGGGGCAUUACGGGAACACCGGUAAAGGACGAUGUCAAGGAUUUGUUUGGGCUAUUGUUGUUCCUCCGCUACCACCCAUACUGCUAUUCGAACCAAAUCUGGACUGCGCUUAUUUCCUUCCAUAAGCCUGUGUUUCAGAAGCUCUUCCGAUCGCUUGCACUACGACACACGAAGGCUCUUGUGCGAGAUGAGAUUCUCUUACCGCCUCAAAAGCGCUUUGUUAUUAGCAUGCCGUUCAGUGCCGUCGAGGAGCAACAUUAUCAGAGCUUAUUCAAAAACAUGGCGGAAGACUGCGAACUGAGUUUGACCGGGGCACCUUUGAUAGAUGACUGGGACCCUGAGGAGUACGAGGGUAAGAUGCGAACAUGGCUCACUAGACUACGCCAAACGGCUCUGCAUCCAGAAGUAGGUGUGUACAGCCGACGCCUCCUUGGAUAUAAUAAGGAGCGGCCGAUGCGCACCAUCGAGGAAGUGCUGAAUGCUAUGCUGGAGCAGAGCGAAGUAGCAAUUCGCAACGAAGAGAGGGCCUAUUUAUCUACGAAGUUGACUCGUGGUCAACUCUUUGAGAAUAGCCCUCGCGUCAAAGAGGCUCUCGCCAUAUGGGAAGAAGUCCAUGAGGAGACAGCGAAGCUUGUUGAUGAUGCAAGAGCUACACUCGCUAGUGGUAUUGAAGAGGUGAAAAAUUCUCGAGAGUCACAGCCCGGGCCUGUCGUUCACGACAGAGGCGGCUCCGAUUCGGAAUCGGAGAGCGAUGUUGAUGUUGUUGAUACGAGAGGAAAGAUUUCAGAGUUGCAACGACGCUUGCGUUCUGCCUUGGAAAUACACCACAAGGCAGUAUUCUUCUGCGCCAAUGCCAACUUUCAAAUGCGCGACAAUGCUGAGAUGACGGAGCCAGACUCGGAAGAGUUUCAUCGUCUAAAGAAACUUGAAGACGACGGUUACGAAACUGCCAAGGUCCUGCGCCGCGAGAUUCUGCAGGAAAGCUACCGCAAAGCAAACCGCCAUAUGUCCAGGAUCAAGAAGAAGGCCAAUAACCAGACGUUUGUGGAAGUGCCAGAACUUGUUGCCGAAACAGUAAAGGGCAUUGAGAGUGGCAGAGUUGUUGACCGACUGGAAGUGCUGUAUGAAGAGCUCAACGAGCAAGCCAACAUCAUGGAUGAAUGGCGAGAGCAGGUAGUACAGCUACUUCUUCGACCAUUGCUGGAUGAAGAGGAUGAUAUAGAGUUUACUGGCGAAGAGCUGGUGGAUUCUGCCAAGUUCCAAGACGAUCUGAUGGUUUACGUGCAGGCUUUGCGGAGUGUCAUUGCCGAUCGCCAAGAUGCUAUAUCCGGUCAGACGAACGAGCUGGUCAAACACGAAACUGAGACAAGUACUAAACUGGCGGAAAACGGCGGUGGUCCGGCCCCAGAGAAGAUGUUGGCCUUACUCGAGGCUAGGAAGCAGAUGAAGCCUCAUCGCUCGCAGAUAUCGAUGCGCGGCGCAAUCGGCGAGCUUCGUGGAUUACAGACUCGUCUGAAUCGAGAUGCUCCCAGUAGCAGCCGGGAAGCGGUUGAGCACAAGAUUGUAUCCGAUCAUCUGAAACACACACAAGCUCUGCUGAGCCAGCAGAACAAGGCAGCCACGGCGCUUGAGUCUGAAAUCGAGAGCUUCAAAGACGCCAUGAAUGCUCGUCUCGAGUACUAUCGCCAACUGCAAGUGGUUUCCGAUGCAGUGCUUCCGUACGAAGGCGAAAAGACGGCGCGCGUUGAGGAGCGCAUAAACAAGCUGGAGCAGGAUGCGCGCAAGAAGCUCCUCUCCAGCGAGGCCAAGCACAGAUACCUGAUGAACCUCAAAGAAAGCGGCGAGGGCGGGCCGGGCAGCAAAUCCAACGAGCCGCGCAUGUGCAUCAUCUGUCAGACGCCGUUCGUGACAGGCGUGCUGACGGUGUGUGGGCACCAGUUCUGCAAAGAGUGCAUGAUGAUCUGGUACAAGUCCCAUCGCAACUGCCCUGUGUGCAAGAGGCAACUUAAACCUGAGCAGCUGCACGACAUUUCCAUAAAGCCGCAGCAGCUGCAGAUCCUGAGCGAGAGGGGCGGCUCCGGCUCCGACAAGUCGCGGCUGGAGCGGCAGCAGACCAACGGCGCCCUGCGCAACGGCGUCAUCUACAGCGAGUUCAACGCGGACAAGCUGGCCGAGAUCAAGAACAUUGACCUGGACGGGCCGUCGUUCACGACCAAGGUGGACACGCUCGUGCGGCACCUGCUGUGGCUGCGCGAGUCGGACCCGGGCGCCAAGUCCAUCAUAUUCUCGCAGUACCGCGACUUCCUGACGGUGCUGCACAACGCGCUGCGGCGGUUCCGCAUCGGCUUCGCGUCCAUCGACGAGCCGGGCGGUAUCGCACGGUUCAAGGGCGACCCGGCAGCCGAGUGCUUCCUGCUGCACGCGCGCGCGCACUCGUCCGGGCUCAACCUCGUCAACGCGAGCCACGUGUUCCUGUGCGAGCCGCUGCUGCACACGGCGCUCGAGCUGCAGGCGAUUGCGCGCGUCGACCGCAUCGGCCAGCUGCACGAGACGACCGUGUGGCUGUACCUGGUGUCCGGCACGGUGGAGGAGUCCAUCUACAACCUCUCGGUGCGGCGACGCAUGGAGCACAUGGGUCAGACUGGUGGUGGGAAUGGGAAGAACAGCGGCAAGGGCCGGGGGGCGGCGGGUAAGUCCGGGGGGGUCACGCCGGCGCAGCCGCUGGACGCGAGCAUCGAGCAGGCCAACACGCUGGAGCUGGAGCACGCGGCGCUGUCCAAGCUGAUGAGCAGGGACAGGUCGGCGGGCGAGAUGGUAGACAAGGGCGACCUGUGGGAGUGUCUGUUCGGCAACGUCCAGGAUGGACGGGACGCUGCCGAGACCGUGGAGGGCGACGAUCGGUUCAAGGACCGGGCUGUCAUGUCAUACCUGGCUGCCGAGGCUGCGGGGUCUCGAGUCAAUGGGCAGCCGAACGCAUGA